This is a messenger RNA of Ananas comosus (pineapple), 2034 nucleotides long. RefSeq names its product serine/threonine protein phosphatase 2A 59 kDa regulatory subunit B' gamma isoform-like. Gene Ontology annotation, biological process: signal transduction. The transcript has 2 exons. Gene Ontology annotation, cellular component: protein phosphatase type 2A complex. Bases 44 to 1456 code for a protein of 470 amino acids. Gene Ontology annotation, molecular function: protein phosphatase regulator activity. Lineage: Eukaryota; Viridiplantae; Streptophyta; Magnoliopsida; Poales; Bromeliaceae. The record is from RefSeq and is a predicted model, not a curated record.
GGGAGGGAAACGGGGGAGGGGGAGAGAGGAGGGUUGUGCAGCCAUGAACAUCAAGCAAUUCCUCGGCCGCCUCCCUCGCAAACCCUCCUCCUUCUCCUUCGAGCCGCUUUCAGCCUUCCGCGACGUCCCCUCCUCCGACCGGCCGGCCCUCUUCCUGCAGAAGCUCUCCCUCUGCUCCGCCGUCUUCGACCUCUCCUCCGCCCCCACUCCCCACAACGACGUCAAGCUCCAGACUCUUCUCGAACUCGUCGACUACCUCGGCCCCGCCGGCAGCAGCGCCAAAUUCAGCGAGGCCGCCGUCCAGUCCGCCGUCCGCAUGGUCGCCGCCAACAUCUUCCGCCCCCUCCCUCCGUCCUCCUCCGCCUCCGCCGCCGACAGCCCUCUAGAGCCCUGUAUUGGCAUUGGCGCCGACGAUGAUUUCGAGCCCUUUCUCGACCCGGCCUGGCCCCACCUCCAGGCCGUCUACGAAUUCUUCCUCCGAUUCGUCGCAUCCCCGCAGACCGACCCCAAGAUCGCCAAGCGCUACGUCGACCACGCCUUCGUCCGCCGCCUCCUCGACCUCUUCGACUCCGAGGACCCGCGCGAGCGCGAGUACCUCAAAACGAUCCUCCACCGCGUCUACGGUAAAUUCAUGGUGCACCGCCCCUUCAUCCGCCGCGCCGUCGCCGACGUGCUCUGUCGCUUCGUCUUCGAGACGGAGCGGCACAACGGGGUCGCCGAGCUGCUGGAGGUCCUCGGCAGCGUGAUCAGCGGCUUCGCGCUGCCGCUCAAGGAGGAGCACAAGCUGUUCCUGGCCCGCGCGCUCGUGCCGCUCCACCGCCCGCGCUGCGUCGCCGCGUACCACCAGCAGCUGGCCCGCUGCGUCGCGCAGUUCGUCGAGAAGGACUGCAAGCUCGCGGACGCGGUGAUCGCGGGGAUCCUCAGGUACUGGCCUGUCACGAACAGCGCGAAGGAGGUGCUGCUCCUUGGAGAGCUCGAGGAGGUUCUCGAGGCCACGCAGCCGCCCGAGUUCCUCUGCUGCGCGAUCCCCUUGUUCCGGCAGAUCGGGCGGUGCAUAAACAGCUCGCAUUUCCAGGUAGCGGAGCGAACUCUAUUCUUAUGGAACAACGACCAUGUUCGGGACCUCAUCAUUCAAAACCGCAAAGUCAUACUCCCGAUAAUCUUUCCGUCUUUGGAAAGGAAUAUAAGGAGUCACUGGAACCCAGCCGUCCAAAGUCUAACCCUAAACGUGCGGAAGCUCUUUCUCGACGCCGACCGCGAGCUUUUCAAAGAAUGCUCGGUUAGAUUCCAAGAGGACGAAGCCAGAGAAGACGAAGUACGAAAGAAGAGGGAAUUCAUUUGGAAGCGGUUAGAAGAAGUUGCCGCAUCGAAAGCGGUUAGUAACGAGCCCGUUCUAGUCUUUCGAUUCGCCUCUUCCCGUAGCCUGGGCAAGUCGAGCCCGAGAGCAAAAUCAUGAUUCGGCGGAGGUGCGUAUGGGACUGUUUCAUUAUACAUAGGUCCAUUCCUUUGUUUUUUUCCGUUUCUUUUAGUCGUAUUCAUCGUGCUCGAAGAAGAGUGGCGUUUUGGGGCGCUUCUCAGGAUAGGCCAUCAAAAGACGCAUGUAUACAAUCACAAAUUAUUACAGAGACGGGUAAAUUAAACCGACGGUCGCUGAAUUUGUUUUGUAGGUUUCACUUACAUCUCCGAACUUCACUUUGUUUCAGUUGAGGCCUUGAGGUUCGAAAACUAUUUCAAUAGGAUGAGUUCAGAAAUCGACGUUCAGUGCCCGAAUCGAAACUAUAACUGAGGUUCGGAGACGGAAGUGAAACUUAACUGUAAGUUCAGUGACCAAUAAGCGUAAAUUUACCCUCACAGAGUUGAUGCUUUUGCCGAUUCGUUGUAUUGUUUUCCUGUUAUAUUUAUUACCAGCAUACAUGCAUAUGCAGUAUUUUGGGAGUGAUUCGAAAACUCGUCGGCGUCGGCUCGACAAUGUUAUGCUGUUAGUAGUUCUGCAUUGCAGGUUUUGUAUGAGUAUCAGCAUUUGCUUUUCUCUUA